AGCAAAUGUUCAAAGCUUGUACCGACGUUUGGUUUGGGCUUCAAUCAAAAUGGCUGACUCCUAUAAUUCAGAUCCUCCUAACGAGUUGAAGAAUAAUGAAGGCUAUGUCGAACAGAGAGCGAAGGUCGCCUUCGAAAGACUGAGGCAAAUGAGGGACAACGGGGAGUCAACGGAUGUUCGUCUUGUCGUAAAACAUGAAAAAUGCUAUUGUUCACACCGAAUCGUGCUGUCAGCCGUUAGCAAUUAUUUCCGCCACUGCUUCACAUCAGAUUUUGUUGAAAAAAAUCAAGAGCUGUUCGCGUUUCCUGAGGUCGAUCCAGAAACAAUUCAACUGAUUCUAGAUUUCUCAUACGGACACUCAAUAUCUCUAGACGGCUGCGACGCCAUUGAAGUGUUAAAAUGGGCUGACUACUUUCAAAUGUCAGAACUGACGAGUUUCUGUACUCAGCGCAUACUUGAACAAGUCACUCUUGAAAACUGCGUCUAUUUUGCUCGAUUGGCUAUGGAUUAUAACUUUACGGAUCUGAAGGUCAAGACGCGUCAGUACGUUUGUGAAAACUUCAGUCAUAUACGUUCUGACAAUCAAGAUCUGAUGGCAUUGUCAUUCGAACAAUUGUCCUCUUUCCUCAGCGACGAUCACCUGAACGCCCGAAAGGAGAAAGUUGUUUGGUCUGUGAUUAAGCGCUGGAUUUAUUGGGAUCGGCCGGCCAGGAAAGUACAUCUUAAACAGCUGUUAACAACAGUACGACUUGGUGUUAUCGACGAAACUACGUUCAAAGAAAUACGAAACAAUGAGCUGGUUCAAGAGGACGAAGAGAGUCGAACUCUUAUUUGUUCUGCUUAUGCAAUGAGGCAAGGAAUUCCGAUGAACUCGAAACAACUGGCUUCCCUUAUGGACUACAAAGCAUGCUAUUUUCGUCUACCGUAUGAAGUCAUUGUGGCGACGGGAGGCUGGAGUGGCGACUCUCCAUCAGACGUCAUCGAAGCUUAUGAUCCGACAGUGCGCAAAUGGUAUGAGGUCAACUUCAAGGACGUUGUAGGGCCCAGCGCGUACCACGGUACUAUUGUGAUUGGACAUCAUCUGUACAACGUCGGCGGCUUCAACGGUAACGCCUAUUACAACAUGGUGAGGCGUUUUGACAUUUUAAGUAAAGUGUGGUCAGUACGAGCCCCAAUGGCCGAGAAACGCUGUUACGUGAAUGUUGCCGAAUAUAAUGGAAGCAUCUACGCUUUCGGUGGCGUGAAUGGCUUCCGACGACUGAACAGCGCAGAGUGCUACCGCAUAGAGAAGAACCAGUGGUUAAACAUUCACCCAAUGGAGGCGCGUCGCAGUGACGCCCAUGCGGUUACGAUUAGGGACAAGAUAGUUUUGAUCGGCGGCUUCAACGGCAAC
This is a messenger RNA of Soboliphyme baturini, 1393 nucleotides long. The record is from the annotation of a GenBank genome assembly. Lineage: Eukaryota; Metazoa; Nematoda; Enoplea; Dioctophymatida; Soboliphymatidae.